AUGGAGUACAACGACACGGCCCCCGCCUCCUGCCUGGACUCUGCCACGUUCAAGAUCUCCGUCAGCGUGGCGCUCACCGUCCUCAUUCUCCUCACGAUCGCCGGCAACGUGGUGGUCUGCCUGGCCGUGGGCCUGAACCGCCGGCUCCGCAGCCUGACCAACUGCUUCAUCGUGUCCCUGGCCGCCACCGACCUGCUCCUGGGCCUCCUGGUGCUGCCCUUCUCGGCCGUCUACCAGCUCUCCUGCCGCUGGAGCUUCGGCCCGGUCUUCUGCAACAUCUACACGAGCCUGGACGUGAUGCUCUGCACGGCCUCCAUCCUCAACCUCUUCAUGAUCAGCCUGGACCGCUACUGCGCCGUCACGGCCCCCCUGCGCUACCCCGUGCUGGUCACCCCGCUCCGCGUGGGCGUGUCCCUGGUCCUGAUCUGGGCCGUGUCCAUCACCCUGUCCUUCCUGUCCAUCCACCUGGGCUGGAACAGCAGGGAGGAGGCCGGCGGCAGCGGCGGGGCCAACCACACCGUCCUGCCCUGCAAGGUCCAGGUCAACCUGGUGUACGGCCUGGUGGACGGCCUGGUCACCUUCUACGUGCCCCUGCUGGUCAUGUGCGUCACCUACUUCCGCAUCUUCAGGAUCGCCCGGGAGCAGGCCCGGAGGAUCCACCACGCCGGCCCCUGGAGGGCGGCCACCCUCCGGGAGCACAAGGCCACGGUGACGCUGGCCACCGUGAUGGGCGCCUUCGUCCUCUGCUGGCUCCCCUACUUCACCGUGUUCGUCUACCGCGGGCUGCGGGGGGACGCCGCCGUCAACCAGACCUUCGAGGCCGUGGUGCUGUGGCUGGGCUACGCCAACUCCGCCCUGAACCCCAUCCUGUACGCCGCGCUCAACAGGGACUUCCGUACGGCCUACCAGCAGCUCCUGCGCUGCAGGUACGCGGGCUACGCCGACCACGACCCCUCUCUGCGGUGCGACGGCUCCCGGCUCCCCAGGACGCGGAGCCAGGGCCCCGGGCAGCAGCAGGAAGAGAAGCCCCUGAAGCUCCAGGUGUGGAGUGGCGGAGAGGCCGCGGCACCCCGGGGAGCCACAGACAGGGAGCCUGCGCUGUCCUGCACCGUGAGCUCCAGCAACCUCCUGAGCUGCUGCAAGAGUCUGUGGGGACGCCGGUUCCUCCAGAGACGCAGGGGAGGCCCCUCGGAGCAGCCGCCGAGGACACCACCCUCCCAGGCCGCCUAG
Molecule: messenger RNA, 1230 nt
Organism: Pipistrellus nathusii (Nathusius's pipistrelle)
Lineage: Eukaryota; Metazoa; Chordata; Mammalia; Chiroptera; Vespertilionidae
Source: the annotation of a GenBank genome assembly